AUGGUUGGCGUACGUCGCAGCAGUGGCUGCUCCCGUUGUGUGACCCGUAGAGUCAAAUGUGAUGAGCGACAGCCGGGCUGUGCAAGAUGCGAGAGAUACGGCAUGCCUUGCCCGGGCUAUGACCGCUCCUUCAAAUUCAUUGAGGGCAAACCAUACCGGCAACGGCGUCGUCGCACGGACUCAGAGUCGGACGAUGCUCAGAGCGAGAGUCCGACACAUGGGACCCUAGCAGCCGGCCAGAUGUUAAUGGAAAGGACUUUGUCACCAUCGUCAUCAUCAUCAUCAUUGGACUCUCCGGCGUCUGAUGUUUUGCAAGGACUCGGCAUUAUGAUAUAUGAUCUCUGCUACCAAUUUGCUCCGAGCCAAAACCACAACUCCUUCCGCUGGUUUUCUUUGCUGCCAACUAUCUAUGGGGAGAACCAGACCCUGGAUGCAACGAUCAGGUGCUUUACCGCGCACCAUUGUGGGAGUGUUAUUCAAAAUGAGCAGAUGAUUCGGUACUCCCGGUCUGCCUAUGGGGAAGCUCUGCACAGACUGCGCCGGUCUUUGCAAAACGGCGAAGAAGGCUUCUCCUCCCACAUAUUCUGUGCCGUGGUGUUGCUAUGUUUAUAUGAGCUCUUCACAGACACCCACGACCCCGAGUCGUGGAUGAAACAUGCGGGAGGGCUGAGUUAUUUGGUCAAAAUAAGAGGCCCUUCUCGUUAUCGGAAUGAGUUUGACAAUGCUCUUUUCAAGCACGCUCGAGGAUUGAUUGUGAUGCACUCCAUGUUUUCUGGUCAACCCUGCUUCCUAGCCUCACCCGACUGGCACGAGAUGAUGCGAGAACAAUAUACAACCGACGUCCCCGUCCACCUGCACAAUAGCCUUGAACAGUUCUUCGCCUAUUUUACAUUCACACCAAGUCUCGUACACAGGCUCUACAGCCUUAGAGAACCAGAUAUGACCAGGGAAAAGGCAAUGCAGAUAAUAUCCGAACUUCUACCCGCCGCCCUCGACAUGAAAAUCAAGAUGGAUGCAUGGUACGAGCAAUUUUCGCAACUCGCUCCCCCGCCCACGGAAAUACCCGCUUCGACGAACGACCCGCUAUUCCCUAUGGUUCUCACCUUCUCAGAUGUGUUGUCCUCCACUCUGUACACGGCCUACUACUCUUACAUGGUGAUUAUACAUGAGAUCUUGAGGGUGUGCGGCCAGCCUGGGCCGCAUGCUGAUAUGGUUUCCUAUUUCUGUGAUCAGAUUUGCAAGUCGGUCGAGUACAGCAGCACCGGCUUUCUUGGGCCAUAUCGCGUGGGCUUUCCUCUGCGCGUGGCCAUUGAAGUCGCGGAUCCUGAGACCAGAGCUUGGAUUAUGGGUCGACUGCAGGAAUUCUCCAAGAUAUAUGCUGCUGCACAGCCAAAGAACUUUGAGACCAUUUCACAGUCACCCGCCCUUUCAGAGGUGGGUUGA
Penicillium riverlandense is the source of this 1443-nucleotide messenger RNA. RefSeq names its product Zn(II)2Cys6 transcription factor. The record is from RefSeq and is a predicted model, not a curated record. The transcript has 3 exons. Gene Ontology annotation, molecular function: zinc ion binding; DNA-binding transcription factor activity, RNA polymerase II-specific. Lineage: Eukaryota; Fungi; Ascomycota; Eurotiomycetes; Eurotiales; Aspergillaceae. Gene Ontology annotation, biological process: regulation of DNA-templated transcription. Bases 1 to 1443 code for a protein of 480 amino acids.